Messenger RNA from Magallana angulata, 2127 nucleotides. RefSeq names its product putative oxidoreductase YteT. Gene Ontology annotation, molecular function: nucleotide binding. The transcript is spliced from 13 exons. Lineage: Eukaryota; Metazoa; Mollusca; Bivalvia; Ostreida; Ostreidae. Bases 376 to 1875 code for a protein of 499 amino acids. The record is from RefSeq and is a predicted model, not a curated record.
UAUCAAAAUAUUUUGCAGUGCAUUGCAAUGAAAUUAAAUUCUUUUCUGAGAAAAGCAAUUGAACUAUGUAUUGUACUUUACACUUGCCAUAAUCAUGAUACAUGUUAUUUUGUUCAUAUCAGUUAAAUGCCAUUCAAGCACAGUGUCAAUCUCGUAUGUGUUAUCUUUUAUCGCCGCCAUUUUAACACGUUACAUAUAGUUUUUAUCCUAUCGAAUUGGUGUGAACCAGUUUCUUAGGUUUUGAGUUUAAUAGACAUUUUACAUUCUAGCAAACUGAUAAGGAUGAUAAAAAUGCUGUAAAAACCUGACAACAGAGCAGUGUAAGUUUAACUGGAUCAGGCGGAAGGGAAGGUAGACUGCCUGUUUUGCAGUUCUAUGGAUAAACUAUUGCAGAAACUUUCUAAAAUGUUCGGCAACAAGAAAAACAAAACAACAGCCAUUGUGAUCGGUGCUGGCAUGAGGGGAUAUGGUUAUUCUUAUUACCAAAGGAUAAAACCAGACAGGUUCCGGGUCAUUGCAGUAGCAGACCCCAAAAAAUACCAAAGAGAGAAGCUGCAGACUCUCUGUGGCAUUUCCGACGACAUGGCGUUUAAAGAUUGGAGGGAAGUGGUAGAGAGGGAGAAGUUUGCUGAAUGUGUGAUAAUCUGUACCCAAGACAAGCUACACAAGGAACCAACAGUGGCGUUUGCCAAGAAAGGGUACCACAUAUUAUUGGAAAAACCAAUGGCGACUACAGAGGAGGACUGUCGGGAGAUUGUCCGAGUCUGCAAAGAAAACAAUGUCUUCUUGACGGUCUGCCAUGUUCUCCGAUACACGCCCUGGGUCAGGAAAAUCAAGGAACUGAUAGACAGCGGGGCCAUUGGAGACGUGGUCAAUAUUCAACAUCUAGAACCUGUAGGAUACUGGCAUUUUGCCCAUUCCUACGUGAGAGGAAAUUGGCACAAUGAAAGCGAGAGUUCUCCAUCCUUACUGGCUAAAUGUUGCCAUGACGUCGACCUCGUGUGUCAUUGGAUGGGAGAAAGGAAGUGCCAGAGAGUGUCCUCUUUUGGACAUCUGAGUCAUUUUAACAAGGAAAAUAAAGUACGUAACAACACAGCGAUAAAUUUCACAAAAUUAACAUAUGGCACGGAUACAGUCAAAACAGUUUGGCGAAUGCAUAAAAUCAUACAUGAUUCAUGUAUAGAUGUAAGAAUCAUCUGUAUAAUGUUAAAUUUUUAUUAUGUUUGUUGCUACAUUGUAUGUUUUCAGCCAAAGAAGGCAGCCAACAGGUGCUUGGAAUGUCCAAAGGAAUUGGAGUCCAAGUGUCCCUACUCAGCAAAGAAAAUUUACAUUGAAGAUGGCAUUAAAGCUUCAAACACGGGUUGGCCUGUAUUUGUACUAACAGCAGGACCCCCUGACAUAGAAAACGUGACGGAAGCCCUACGGACUGGGCCGUAUGGACGAUGUGUUUAUGACAUGGAUAAUGACGUCAUGUCACAACAGGUAGUUAACAUGCAGUUCACUGUUGGGGCCACAGCUUCAUUGUCAAUGAUAGGGUUCACAGGAUCAGUGUGUACAAGGGAAGUCAAUGUGUUUGGAACAAAGGGUGAGAUCAGAUAUAAAGAUGGGGAUGAGAGUGUUUCGCAAGUUGACUUUACAACAAGACGAAGGUACAAACAUAAACUUGAGAGCAAAAGUGGACCACUCUCAGGGCAUGGGGGUGGAGACCAGGUUCUGAUAGAGAGCUUUGUGAGUGCCAUCUAUCAUAAAGACUUCUCCAAAAUCGACACGGGAGCAGACGAGACACUGGCCAGCCAUCUUGUUGUGUUUGCUGCAGAGAAAGCCCGCAAAGAAAAUCGUGUUGUAACCAUCAAUGAAGACAUGUCGUUCGAAUGACGUCAUUAUUAAUAGUGCCCUAUAAAUUGUUAAGAAAACACAUGUACAUAAUGAAAAUUAUUUAAAGAAUGGUUAUAACUUUUGUAGACAUUAUACUGCAUUCGAAGUAGUGCAGAGUUUAUAUGACUGUCUAAAAAUGUCUUCGAGUUUAUUUUAUAGGGACUUUUACAAGUUAACUAAGUAUUGUAUACAUAACCAGGAAAAAACAAGCACUAAAAUAUGAAUUUUUAAUAAAACAAAACAAUAAAUAUA